CCCCCGGCAGCACCAGUGUUUACACUCAGCGCCGGAGUGCUGAAACAGGCGGACGUACGAGUCUUCCUCCAUAUCACUCUAUCCACUAUCUAGUGUUGGCAAUGAGUGUGAAGACUCCCAGGUGUAGCAAGGAGGUCAGUGAGAGGUGGCUGCAGGAGGUCUUGAAGGAGCACCUUGCUGAGAGUCAUCCUGGUGGUCAACACGACGUUACUACCUUCACUAUCACCCCUGGUGCUGGUCCAGGUGAUGCAUUCCACUCUGAGUUGGUGUUGCUUGACGUUUGGGUGAAGGUGAUGGUAGGUGAAGCACCUGCAUCGCAAGGUGCUUCACCUGUGUUACAAGAUGGCUCACCUGCCUCACCAGACAGUUCACCUGCCUCACCAGACAGUUCACCUGCCUCACCUGACAGUACCAUCGUCCACCACUUGGUGGCAAAGUUCUACAGUUUGGAUUUAAUGAAUCGCGAGAUAGACAAGUGGAUGAAUACCGGCCAGAAGGAAUACUUGAUAUAUACAAAGAUAAUUAAAGAACUCAACGAGUUCCAGGCAGACAGAGCCCCUGACGAGCCUGGAAUAUCCAUCCCACAUUUGAUCUAUGGACGAUGUGCUGGUAAUGAAAAUGUUUUACUAAUGGAAAACAUAAAAAUCCAGGGAUACAACACUGUUGACAAGCGUAAGGGGCUGGAUUUUGAGCAUCUUAAGGUAUGUAUAGAACACAUUGCCAGAGUUCACGCCCUUUCACAUGCGUUCUAUAAGGAGAAAGAUUUCCGUGGUAAAUACCCUUGCUUUCAGUCCACUUCCGAGCAGCUGAAGUUUGUUAAACCAAUAGUAGCUGCUGUGAUAGAUAUUAUCAUUACAUUUUUUAGAACUCUGGACGACAAGAAGGAUGUCACACGAAGACUUGAAGCAUGUAAACAGAAUUUAUUAGAUAAAUAUUUAGCAAUACUGCUGGACGGAGAAAGGAUCACAUGUUUGAUUCAUGGAGAUUAUUGGAUUAAUAAUAUAAUGUACAAAUACAAGAGCCCAGUGGCACAGGCAAGUCAUGAGGACUCACAGGCAAGUCAUAAGGACUCGCAAAUACUUGCAGGCCAUGAAGAUUCACAGGCAAUUCACAAGGACUCGCAGAAAGGCCACAACAUCUCAAGGACACUUGCAAGCCAGAGGGUCUCCCAGGCACAUGAAAGCCAUCAAGAAAUCGAAGCAUUAAAAAUCAUUGACUGGGGCAACAGUAUCUGGGGCAAUCCAGUGUUUGAUCUACAGUAUCUCCUCUACACGUCCACUACUCGCACUGUCAGGAAUGCUCAUCUAGAUCACCUGCUGCACCUCUACCAUUCUACCUUCACUAAGCUUGCUGCUAAGAUGGGCUCACCUGCUGCCAGCUGGAGCUACGAACAAUUUGAACUAGACUGGGAGAGGGCUUUCACUGUAGGGUUCUUCCUUGCCUGUAUUACGAGUUUAGGAACACUGAGCACCAGUAAUCCUGUCAAAGCACCACAGCCUUCAUGCCUAGACAAGUCUUUUCUCUUACCAGUCAAAGUAGUUGUUGAUGGCAUAAAGCUAGGAAUGGUAAAGUUAUUUAUCCCUUUUCUUCAAAAGCCAAUUGGAGAGUUUCUCAUUAAAAAUGCAUUUCACCACACAUUUAAGCCCAUGCUUGAAGAACUAUGUUCUGGUCAGAAUGAAAUUCUGAACACGAGACUUACUGACCUCAUUUGUGAGGCUGAUGAAAAGGGGAUUUUCUCCACAGAAUCAGUCAUAUCUGAGUGAAACGACGACGAGUGUGCUCCCUGAAAAAGACCCCAUAAUCAACCCACAUUCACAUCAGUGAUUAUUGCUUCAUGUUCCUCAAUUCUGCCAUUUAAACUGCAGGUGGUUCUCGACUUACGAUGGUUAGGUAAGAUUUGCCAAGAAAUAGGACAAGUGUUUCCUGAUGUGGGUUUUAAUCAAAUGAUGACCUGCCAUUUGAGCUUUUGGUCAUGUGACUGAGGCCUUCCACUGGCUUAUCGGUCCACCCCCUUUAAAAAAACGUGGUCAUAGUUAUAAUCAUUUAGUUUUACUUAUGGUGGGGUUACAUUCUGAAGAACCCAUCGUAAGUUGAAAAUAUCGUAAGUAGAAUACAGAUAUGUUACAAAAAUAAUUCUAAGUAUUAAUGCAUCUACCAUUUCCUAUCAAGGAAGGGUGACCCAAAAGAAAGAAGAAACACUUUCAUCAUCAUUCACUCCAACACUGUCUUCCCAGAGGCAUACCUACAUGAUAUAAAUAACUACUGCCACUAAAUAAAUGAACAAGUAAUUACUGUAACUGAAUAUCAGUACUGGAAAUAAAAGAACACAAGUUCCUCUGACAGUAAUAAGUGAACAAUACAGAACAUACAUCACUAUUACACCAUCAAAAAGUCAAAAUAUAAAGCAAGGAGCAACUGUAUUAGAGUGAACCUCAGUCAUGUCAAUGAUCAUUAUAUUCACGUCAGUGGUCCUCUUCAAGGGGGGCUCCUUGGCGUGGUGAAGAGGCUCUUGGUCUGAGGAAUUAGACCUAUCAGUCUUCUUCCUCAGACCGAACCUAAUUACCCCCCAAUCUCCCCUCCCCUAUCCCAUCCUCCUCUCCCUUGUGGCUUAGCGCUUCUUUUUGAUUAUAAUUAUAAUUAUAAUUAUAAUUAUCCCAUCCUCCCCAUCCUCCCCUUUUUCCUUUCCUCCUCCUCCUCCCCACCCCUCCCUUUUGCCCUUCCUCUUUUUGUCCUUUGGGAUUUCUCCCACAGGCGCGCUAGUUCCUAGGUAGGGGAAAGGAUACCGGGGUCCAUCCCAUUCUGUUGAGGUUCUUAGUGGUGGCGUAG
Messenger RNA from Cherax quadricarinatus, 2826 nucleotides. The record is from RefSeq and is a predicted model, not a curated record. Lineage: Eukaryota; Metazoa; Arthropoda; Malacostraca; Decapoda; Parastacidae.